UCCAUUUGUCCUAUGUGUAACAGAGCCACUCGCCCAAAAUCAUUUUCUUCACAGAACCUAGGGUUUCGUCAACAAUGGCAAAGAAUCUAAAAAACCAUCUUUUCUCAUCACUAAUCAAAUCAAAACUAGGGUUUAAUCAAUCAACCACCAUCAAUUCAAUAUCAUCAAACAAAGUAAUUUCAUCAUCAAUAAUCAAACAACAAGAUCUGAUUGAACCCAGUUCAGGUUUUCUUCAUCAAAGAAGAUUUUCAACCAGUAAUCUCCCAAACAAAGGAGCAGCAGGAGGAGGAGAUGAUAACAAUGUAAGAGCGGUGAUUGUAACAUGGGCAAGAGCAACAACAAUCACACCAUGUAUGGUAGGAAUGACAGUGGCUAUUCAUAAUGGUAAAGAUCAUAUUAUCAGAUCUGUUAAUGAAAGAAUGGUUGGUCAUAAAUUGGGGGAGUUUGCACCAACGAGAACUUUUCAUGGGCAUACUAUCAAAGGUGGGAAUGAGAAAGGAAAGAAAGGUGGUGGUGGUGAUAAAGGAGGAGGGAAAGGGAAAGGUGGGAGAGUGAUGAGGCCAAAGAAGACAUUGAAAGAGUUAUUGAUGAAGAGGAAGAAUGUUAAAGUUUUGGGGUUAAGAGCUUUUUUGAAGAGUAAAGGUGAGAUUGAGAAGAAGGGUACUAGAUGGGGGACUUGAUGGGAUUCAAUUUCAGCUAGUGAGUGGUUCAAUUUCAAUUUCACUUUGUUUUGUUUUGAUUUUAAUUGAGUUAGUAAUGUUGUUAGAAUCGUGGGUUUAUAUUCUAAUAAGAAAUGUGUAGCUCUUUUGUGAUUUUUGGGGUAUAAAUUUCUGUAGUUUUUACAUCAAUGACAAUGGAGAAGGUUUCGAGUUUCUGUGGAA
Messenger RNA from Papaver somniferum (opium poppy), 881 nucleotides. RefSeq lists its product as uncharacterized. Gene Ontology annotation, biological process: ribosomal small subunit assembly; translation. Bases 75 to 680 code for a protein of 201 amino acids. NCBI's taxonomy places the organism in Eukaryota, Viridiplantae, Streptophyta, Magnoliopsida, Ranunculales, Papaveraceae. The record is from RefSeq and is a predicted model, not a curated record. Gene Ontology annotation, molecular function: RNA binding; structural constituent of ribosome. Gene Ontology annotation, cellular component: cytosolic small ribosomal subunit; ribosome. The transcript has a single exon.